GCGCACAGCCUGCGCAGCACUGCUCCAUCCCGAACGAGCUCUUGGGUUGCUAGUGUCCGUGGCUGACGGAGGCGGAGCGUCAGCUGAGGACGAUGUCGAGCAGAAAUCGCGGACAGAAGUUUGGAAUGUAGAAUUCCAACACAGACCUAUAUUAAAUUCAAUCUAGGUCUGUGAAUGCAAUAUAUAUACACACACACAGAGAUAUGUGAGUGACUGUGGACAUGAGCGUGCGUCUCCCUCCAUUUGUUUUGCCUACGUGAGGACGGAAAGAGCGCUCCACCACCUCAGUUCUAGUCUACAACAGUUUGAAACAGGCAAAUGGCUGUAAACGAUAGCUGCAGGCUUUGUCUGAAAAACGUAAGAAUUGAUGGAAUAAUUAGCAACACCAAAUUAUUAUUCGACAAAGGGUACUGUGCUAAUGUAGCAUCGCAGUUGGCAAAACUCGGGUUGACCAUACACAACACGCCGCAGCGGUCGUACCGCGUCUGCCGCAAAUGUUGUGCCAUUAUCUGGCGACUACUAAAAGAUACCCAGGUAUUGCAGAGAUGGAAAGAUCAGGAGACCGCAGUGGUCGAGGAAACCUCUCUGGAGACAAACGACGCUGCUUCCUCCGACGACAGGAGGACCGAGGAGUCCACGCCGUCCACUCCAACAACAACAGCCGAGUUGCCUCCUCCAACCAGCGCCAGCGAAACUGAGAUUCUUCAAGGAAGUCAACAACUCACAUCAAAACCAACUCGUGAUGCUGAGGAAUGCGACACCAAAGCCGAACACCACUCUGCGACACAGCGAAAACUGUGUGCCUGUGGUGGACCUAGUGGAACACAACCCCCCGUAUUACCCAUACAGCCUAUGGUAAUACCAGUAAACGGUCGAUGUCGUCUUUGCAAUGACAUCCUAAGGGUAAACUAUACAAACAGCCAACUAAUCUUUGACAAAGGACACAGCAACCAAAAAAGCUUAGACAAACGUCUUACCAAGCUUGGUUUGGAAUUGUCGAACGUGCAAGAAAGAUCGAAGCGAGUAUGCUCGAAGUGCAUUCGCUUGAUUGAGAAAGUCGAAGCCAUUCUCAGACCAUGGCAGAAAGCAGAAGAGGAGCUACCACUGAAGUCUGAACCCUCAUCUCCGACUACACAGUCAUCAGUGAGUUCUAUGGGUGGUGCAGCAUACGGGGGAAACGUGAGCUCUCCAAAUUCUGUAAGACUUGAAUUGUCUUCCCCCCCAAUACAAACUCCCACAUUAUUUGUCCUUAAUAAUCAACUGUAUGUUCAGACUACUCACUCCCAAACAAAUCAAGUUUGUGUAUCCAAUCCUGUAGUCCCCUCUGCACCCGUUUUUGUAUCCAAUCCUGUCGUUCCCUCUGCACCAGUUUUUGUAUCCAAUCCUGUCAUCCCACCUGCACCAGUUUUUGUAUCCAAUCCUGUCAUCCCCUCUGCACCUGUUUGUGUAUCCAAUCGUGUUAUUGCACCUGCACCGAUGCCAAUGGUGUGUGUAAAGUCAGAGAAAAUGGAGGAAGAUGAACAACAAUGUCAAGUGUCUUUGGACAAGGCGACGCAGACACACAACCCUGAGUGGGAGCGUGUCUUGCGGCGUGCAUUACGUGCACAAGAAUCUCCCAUGGCAACAACUGAAAGCUCUCAAAACGGAGCAAGGAACAGUGUUCUGGAGGUGGUUCUGCAUUAUCGCUCCCGGUGUCAGAGCCAUGUGUGUGCAGAUGAUGACACAUCAAGCCUAGUGGAAGCCAUCGCAAAGAAAAACUGGAACUGGGCUGCCAAAAAGAUCAUGAGACACACAGAGCUACUUGGACCUGUCACUGACAACAUUCUGGUCCUUAUCGAGGAGGAAUGCAAGAAGCUCUGCAAUCCAGACGCCGGUUUCAUGCUGGCCGAGACGUCCAUUGAAGAUCUGAAGGCGUUCUCCCUUCAGAAAUUACGAACAGACCUCCAGCGCCUUGCCCCGUAUUUGCUGUCGAUUUUCUUGUGCAUCUCCAGAAAAUCUGAGAACAUUGCAUGUGUCGCAGCAGCGAUAGCUUUGAGAGGCCGAGACCAACACUUGGCAGCCUUUUCGCACUAUGUGACUAACAUCCUGCUGUAUGGUGGGGUGAGGAGGAGAGUCCUCAAUAGCAUUACAAAAUUCGGCAUAACCGUUUCGUACACAAGUGUGUUGAGGAAACGGAUGGAACUUGCGAGCAGUGGAGAGCACUUAGAACCGCUGAAAACAACCAACAAAACAUUCCUGAAUGAAGAUGAUGAUGAUGACGAAGACAGCAGAUCAGCCAAUGAUGGAUGUGUGCAAGGGAGCGAAAACAACGUUGCCGAAGGAACUACCAGAACGAGCAUGCCCGAUGUUACUGUGAGAGACCAGAGUGAAACCAUGCACGUAAAGAUAUCCCAAAGUGUGGACAGCGUCAACAACCAAGACACUAUGGAUAGUCCAAUGCAGAGCACUCAUGAGAACCCCAGUGGAAUGGAACAGACUACUGGUGUCAACACUCCAUCACAGAGGGACCAGGAACUGGAGUCCAAUGAAGAUACAGAUGCACCCUCCAAUAUACACCCCACACACUUGAAAGGGCGCCCUGACGUCAAUCAGUAUCUAAAGGACCUGGUCUACAAAUGUCCAUGCUGCAAGUUCUCUACGGAAUACAAGCACAAAUUCAACUUUCACAUGGACUUCCACAUUAAUCACGCUGUUCCAUUUAAAGGGUACUACAUCUGCAAAUGCCAAAUGCUGUGUCGUCUAACACGACAGACGUUGCUUCCAACGGCAGUGCUCAGUGCAGAGCCGCACUUCCAUUGUCUUUUCUGCCAGCUUACAAUUGAGAUGAAACAAAACUUUGCGUUGCAUUUGAUGUAUUGCUCCAUGCCACCUCAUCCUUUUCCUGCCUCCAUCCACAACGAGCGGCCCUCCAACCACAACCCUCUGCCCUGCAGUGCUGGAGCCACUAAGGAUCCGCCAUCUCCAGCCACUCCAUCUGGACAGCGUGUGAUGGGUCACCAUAUGGCUUGCCAAACUGAUCCACCAGAAACGACCACAGUUGCAACACAAUUGUCCAUCGAGACAUUUAAACCCCACUGCAAAAGCAGAGAAACACAGACAUCUGUGGUCUACAGUGAUGCCUGUGCCAGCACUGAAUCGGAGACGAUCGAGAGAUUUCCCUUUGAUCCCUACGAGAGACCGAGCAAGAGGCCACGUCUGGACCUGGAGGAGGACCCUGAGAACCUCUUGGACAGCAGCUCAUUGAUGGACAUCGGGGAGACAGUGACCAUUUUGGCCGAGUCUGCAGAUUUGACAACUUCGCAUACACCUGUCCAAAAGAUGUCUACGUAUAUCGUCUACGAAUCCUGCUUAAGGGAGCUGUUUUCAGAGUGUCCUGACUGCAAGAUGAAAGCAGAUGUCUGUACAAGACGUGUGGGCACAUUUGUGAUGGUGCAGCAGCACUGUCAAUAUUGUCAGCAUUCUCGACGAUGGAGCAGCCAGCCUGUUCUUGGUAGCACUCCUGCAGGGAACCUACAACUGGCUGCGGCCAUUUACAUCAAUGGUGCAUCUUUCACCAACACCGAAAAGAUUUUUAAGACGAUGAACUUGAAGAUGUUGUCCUACAAGACCUUCCAAAGACACGCCCGUAUGUACAUAGAGCCAGCUAUCGUCCACAAGUGGAGGACGACCCAAGAUGGCCUGUUGGCAGAGCUUUCUCAACAGCACCUCAUCCAUCUUCGUGGAGACAUGAGGACAGACUUUCCAGGCCGUACUGCCAGGUUUGGCAGCUACACCAUGAUGGACCUCAGAAAUAACAAAGUCAUCGAUAUUCAGCUAGUUGAGAGAAGUGAGGUUGGUGCCAAUGAGAGCAUGGAGACAAAAGGCCUGGGAAGGAGUCUCACUCUCUUGAAGGACCAUGACGUGAGACCUGACACCGUCGUCACAGAGGCUCGACCGGAGAUAGAGGAGUUCCUCAGUGAGGCCACCUUCACACACUACUAUGAUGUUAGACACGUCGAAAAGGGACUUUCCAAGAAGCUACAAACAAUGUCGCAUAAGAAAUUCUUCCUAAGUCUGAAGAAAUGGUUCCCCACCAUAAGAGAACACCUGUAUUGGACAGCAGAGACCUCCACCACGGGACCGGAGAGAGAAGCAAAGUGGCGAUCACUCAUGUAUCGCGUUCGAAAUGUCCAUGUCCACAGCGACCCGCGAUUCCCUCAGGACGGUCUGCACACGUCACGAAAACGGCAGAGGAAUCCACCGCAAUGGCUGAUAGAUGGAUCGGAAGCCCUCUCAGAAUUGAGGAAGGUACUAGGCACUGAGAAGAUUGUGAAUGAUAUAUGGAAACUCAGCCCUCAUCCCCACACAACUUCACUUGAGGAUUUCCACACUGUGAGCAAGGGAUUUGCACCCAAAAAUGUGAUUCUUCCCUAUCAAGGAAGACUAUGCAGGUUGUAUUUGGCAGCGCUGCACUUUAAUGAAAACUCAGGCCGUCCCCAAGCGACCUCAGCUGAUGGUGAGCCCCUGUUCAGGGUGGCGUUUCCCAAGUCCCAGACAAGAGAAUGCACAGACAAGCCUGUGAUGGUGGAGCCAACAUACCGUUAUGAGGAAGAGCUGGUGGACUUGGUGUUUGACAAGGUCUUCACGGACCCCACUCCAUAUGUGGAAGAGGUGCUGAAGAUCCCCAGACCUCCAGAUGUGCCUUCACGCUUUGACCAACCGUGUAGUCAGGAUGUUGUAUCCGGCUACGUCUCCGUUAUCAAUCGAGGAGGCAGGCCUCCCCUCUAUUGACCUUCCCCCGAGAGAACUUUAUUCCAAGUGAGAAGGAAAGUCACCGGAGCAUCUCUGAUGUGGAAGAUUCAUGUGUGAACUUUAUUCCAAUGCCUCAGCAGCACAGCGCCAGAGGGCAGCUACAGUUUGGACAGUUUUUAUAUUGUUGAUCUUCUCAUCUAUUUUUGUAUUAUUUAGUCCUAAUUGCCAUUACAGGCUGAAGAAGAGCAUUCAAGCCCAAAACUUUCAUAGUCGAAUAAAAAAGCAGAAGUCUGAGA
This is a messenger RNA of Engraulis encrasicolus (European anchovy), 5027 nucleotides long. RefSeq lists its product as uncharacterized. The coding region runs from base 319 to 4770 and encodes 1483 amino acids. The transcript is spliced from 17 exons. The record is from RefSeq and is a predicted model, not a curated record. Lineage: Eukaryota; Metazoa; Chordata; Actinopteri; Clupeiformes; Engraulidae.